AGGCACUGUUGGCAGUUAUUGAAGUAACUGCCAGCAUCAGAUGAGUGGAUAUCACAGUAACCGUUAUUUCUCAGUAACCGGUUAUUUGUAUCAGCUACGUUAUUUUUUGCCACCCGUAGUAAAUACAACUGUACAAGUGCGUUGCAAGUUGAUGGAGUAUGGAGAAAAAGCCAUACAUUGUGUCCGGUGAAGCUCCGGAAUCUGACAGUGGUGGCGAGGAAUUCGCUGUUUCGGAUGCUCCAUUCCAACAGACUGGAACUUCGAGUGCUAGCAACUUGCAAGGCAUAAUAGUCGCAGGAGAAGCGCCCGAGUCGGACGAGGAACGCGAGGAACCUGGUAGUGUGAGCAGCAUCAGUAGUGCUGCAAGUGUUUCUUCAGAAACUUCGCUGACAACAAAUGUGAAAAAAGGCUAUAAGGGAAAGAAAUCGGAAAGCAAAUACAGCUCAUUGCUGCAUAAAAAAUUGCGUGAACGUAACAUUUCACUCUAUAAGAAUAUAUCAGAGUUUGCAUACAGCACUCUCACAAGUGCUGGCAGAGAUCUGAACUUGACAAACCAACAACUUCUCAGAUCGCAGGUACAACUUCAAGAAGCAGCUACAUCUCUUCACAUAUUACAGUCACAUCUCACUCAGCUGCAUACUAAAAUAGCAGCAGUAAGCACUUCUGCCUUUAUACCUCAAAUUUACGUGCAGCAGUGUGAACAGGAAUAACUAUGAUGAAAUAACAGGUGUGAAAAACUCUCUCUCUCUCUCUCUCUCUCUCUGUCUGUCUGUCUGUGUGUGUGUGUGUGUGUGUGUGUGUGUGUGUGUGUGUGUGUCUGUGUGUGUGUGUGGGGGAGGGGGGGGGGUUAAAAUUAAUUUUAGAAGAAUAAGCUGUAUUAACUAACAAGUGCAUGUCGGCUGCUUGAUAAAGCUAUAUUUUUCUUUGUGUUCUUAUGAAAUAGCACUUAUGUGUUGUAAUUAAUAAACAUGGUUUCACUGUUGCAAAGAUCUAACAGAUAUGUAAAACACUGACUCUGUAAUCAUAAUACAUAUUUUGCACUUACGGUUUACCAAGAGUUUUCCUAAAACAGGUGUUGGGUUAUGCAUUGCCAAUUGAAGAUCCUAGUAUCCGGUGUGACGCAAAUGUGAUUUCUUUUUGGUGGGAGCUAAUAUCUUGACAUGAUGAAGGUGAUGACAAUUUUCUCGUCUGGACUAGACUGCUGAAAAGAGUUGGACUUAGUACUGUUCUUCUUUGGGCCUAAAAGAUUCUAAUUCUAAAAGUUUACUUAGUAUAUGGUACCCACCAUCAAAUUUGUUAUGUGAUGUGGAACAAAUCCAUUCAGCCACCUAAGGACAAUUGAAGGUGAUUAUGUAGAAAAGUGAAUAUUGGUAAUUAAAGAUCACAUUCUAAGGAUUA
Schistocerca cancellata (South American locust) is the source of this 1398-nucleotide messenger RNA. RefSeq names its product biogenesis of lysosome-related organelles complex 1 subunit 3 (gene Blos3). The record is from RefSeq and is a predicted model, not a curated record. Gene Ontology annotation, cellular component: BLOC-1 complex. The transcript is spliced from 4 exons. Bases 159 to 710 code for a protein of 183 amino acids. Lineage: Eukaryota; Metazoa; Arthropoda; Insecta; Orthoptera; Acrididae.